AGUCAUAAACGGUCUCGCGUAUUGCAUGGGUAUAAAAUAGAAAAAUAAAAAAAUAAAUCAAUAAAAAAAGUAAAAUAUUUAUCUAAAAAAUUAUUGUAGAUUAAAUACUAAAAUCAAAAAAAAAAAAACAACAACAACAAAAUAACACACAUAAAUUUAUAAUAAAUAAUAAUUUUUUAAAUAAUUAUUUCAUUUAUUAUUUAUUAUUUUCUACAUGACUUCUUCAAUAUAUAUAUAUAUUUCUAAUCUAUCUCAUUUUAUUUUUAAUAUAAAUAUAUAUUGUGCAGUUUUGUUUGCGCAAUGUCUACGAUCUUGAUCCCCAAUAAACAUUAACACACAUAAAUUUAUACAAAUACACAUAAGCUAAUAAAAAUAAUAAUUAUCUUUUUAUUUUUUAAUACUAUAAUGAUAAUAAUAAAAUAAAUAAUAAAACAAAUUCUUUGACAUUUUUUAAGUGGCAAUGAAUGAAUUUUGAAUACAGUCUGUGAUCACGAAUUAUAUUAAAAUAAAUAUUUAAAUAAAAAAGUGGAUAAACUGGAAUGAAAUAGUAUUUUUUAAAAGAGGAAAAAAUAAAUUUAUAUAUAUACAAUUAAAUAGUAUAUUAUGCGAAAUAGUCGUGUGUCCCCGAACGCAAGUUAUUUUAGUUACUUUGCAUAACUGUUGACUCGCCGACAACGUGUAUCUCGUGACACAAAUUGACGAACUCAUUGUUACCGAAUAAUUUUAUAAAGACAAUUAAUAUUAUAAACAAUUCAACUGUAUAAAUUAAGUAUUAAAUUUAAUGUUAAAAAAUUAUCUUUAAAGAAAUGAGUAAGCAAAAAAAUUAAAUUUAAAAAAAAAUUGAUAUAAAAAUAAAGAAACAGUAAUUAUAUAUAUUGAUGAUGAUAAUGCUACUGUGUGUUUAAAUUUUGAGUGUGUGUAUGUGUUAAAUUUAAAUAUGAUAAAUACAUUACAUUUGUGUUGGACAUUUAAUUUUAUUAUUGUUAUGUGUGAACAUGCUUGAAAUGGCAGGCAAAUGUUGUUCAGAUAAGAUUUAUUUUUUACCUAGUGAUUGAAUUUUUGUUUUUUAUUUGAAAAAAAAAAGCCCCAGGGUUUGAUAGAUAAAACAAUUGGCCUAUUUUUUAUAUAGCUCGAUUAACAAGUGAUAAAAAGACAAAAAAAUAUAUUUUAAAAAUAUAUUUUUUUUUUUAUAAAUGGGAUUGCCAGAUGCUGAUUUGAGUAUGGGUACUGGUGGUGCAGGUGGUUCUGUAAUUGGCAUAGGUGGAUCUGGUGUUGGUGUAUUAUCACAACACUGUGCAAUUUGUGGUGAUCGUGCAACUGGUAAACAUUAUGGUGCUGCUUCUUGUGAUGGUUGUAAAGGAUUUUUUCGUCGAUCAGUUAGAAAAAAUCAUUUAUACACAUGCAGAUUUAGCAGAAAUUGUGUGGUGGAUAAAGACAAACGUAAUCAAUGUAGAUACUGCAGAUUGAGAAAAUGUUUUAAAGCUGGUAUGAAAAAAGAAGCUGUACAAAAUGAACGUGAUAGAAUAAGUUGUAGAAGACCAAGUUAUGAAGAACAAACAAGUGGUGGUGGUGGUUUAUCAGUUGUAUCAUUAUUACAAGCUGAAAUGCUUAGCAGACAAGUUGGGGCAGCCUUAGAGGUACAACAAUUGGGUGGCUUGAAUAAUGAGACUGAUCUUAGCAAUAAACAAAUUGCAAAUAUAAAUGAUGUUUGUGACAGUAUGAAACAACAAUUAUUAAUUCUUGUUGAAUGGGCAAAAUAUAUACCAGCAUUUAGUGAACUUACACUUGAUGAUCAAGUUGCGCUAUUAAGAGCACAUGCUGGAGAACAUCUUCUACUUGGUGUUGCAAGACGUAGUAUGCAUUUAAAUGAUGUACUUCUUCUUGGAAACAAUUGCAUUAUUACAAAAAGUUGUCCUGUAAUAUCAUUUUCCACAGAGGGACGUAAUCAAGAUUUGGAUAUCAGUAGAGUUGGCAUACGUGUUAUGGAUGAACUUGUUAAACCACUAAAUGAGGUGCAAAUUGAUGAUACAGAAUUUGCUUGUCUAAAAGCUAUUGUAUUUUUUGAUCCAAAUGCAAAAGGCUUGAGUGAACCAGCAAGAAUAAAAAAUUUACGUUAUCAAAUACAAAUAAAUCUUGAGGAUUAUAUAAGUGAUCGUCAGUAUGAUAGUAGAGGAAGAUUUGGUGAAAUAUUAUUAACAUUACCAGCUUUACAAUCAAUAUCAUGGCAAAUGAUUGAACAAAUACAAUUUGUUAGAUUAUUUGGUGUUGCACAUAUUGAUAGUUUACUACAAGAAAUGCUUUUGGGUGGUGCAACUGCUGAAUUAAAUGGUACAACAACACCAAUAACAAUAUCAAAUAAUGCACCAGAGAGUUAUGUAAGUAGUAAUGAAAGUCCAAGUAGUCCAUUAACACCAGCAAAUACUGGACCAUUAAGUCCACAAGAUCAUAUGCUUGGUGCUGGUAGUCCACCAUUAAUAUUACGUGAUUUAACAUCAUUAUCAUCACAAGAUGAUAAUAAUUCUGUUGUUGGUUUUCGUAUGUUUAAACAAGAACCAAGUCUAGAAACAGAAACAUUUUGACUAGAUGAUAUGCAAUGUUUCAAUAAAAUUUAUUUAAAUAAUAAUAAUUUUUAAGUUACUAAAGAGCUUCUUAUAUAUAUUUAUCAAAAUAAAAAAAUAUAUAUUUACAAAAAUUAAAAAAUGGUAUUGAGUUUAAUUGAGAUGUAGAUAAUUAAAUUAAUGAGAAAAUAAAAUUAAAAAUUAAUGUGCCUUUAACAAACGCUCAAUACAAUAUUGAUAAAUAAAAUUAUUAUUAUGUAUUUAUAUAAAAAAAAUAUAAUAUUUACAAAUUAUCUUAUGACAAAUAAUAUUAUUAAUUAACAAAAAAAAAAAAAAAAAAACUACAUUUAAAGUUUAUUACCUUGAUGCUCAAAUUAUUGCUCAAUUGUUAAGUUAAUUUUUAGUCUAAAUAACAUCAUAUUAAAUGAUAAAAUAAUUUAUAAUUAAAUUAUAAAUAUUGAGUUAGAAAUUUUAUACUGAAAAUUAUUAAUUGAUAAUUUAAAAUUAAAUAAUAUUGGGUUUCUUUUUUAUUUUUUUUUCUUUUGAUUACAUGUAGAAAAAAAUUAUUUCUAUUUAUGAAAUAUAAAUAAAUACAAGUAGAGAUAUUUAAAAUUUAUUUUAUCGUAACAUUGACAAUAAAAAUUAACAACAGGGGUAAUUAUCAGGUUGAUGUAUUACUGCUAGAAAUAUACAAAAAAACUGUAGAUAAAAAUGUUAUUUCAUUCCAGAUGAUUUAAAAAAAUCUAGAUUUAUCAAAUAUAAAUAUAAAUUGUUGUAAAUAUUUAAAAGCCACAAGUGUCUUAGAUGAAUUAAAUGAAAAAGAAAAAAUAUAUAUGAAAUUUUUUUGUCAUAUGUAGGCCAUCACAAUGCAAUAAUUUAGUUAAGUGGCACCAUGACAAAAUGACAAAUUAAUUAUCAAUUUGGUGUUCUUUUUUUUUUUAUUUUUUAUUCCAAAGUUUCAAGUUCACAAACGUGUAUACUACUUUAUAAGAUUUAUUAUCAUAUAUUUUUUCUUCUUUAAAUAAAUAUUAAUGAUACUUUAAUAAAGUCAUGCUUGGCCGGAUAUAAAAGCAAUAUUUUUUUCUUUGAUUUCAUUAUUCAUUGAUUAAAAAAAAAUUCAAAUAUAUAUUUUCACAAUUAUUAUUUUUUUUUAAUUAUAUAUUCAUUUAUUAUUGUCAAAAAAAUAAUCUCAUAUUAUUAUUUUAAUGAUAUUGAUAAUAAUGUAUCGAUUAAUUGUUAUUUUUUUUUUCAUAUUGAAUUUUUUUUUUGUUACAAAUUAUUAUGAAAAUAUACAUUCGAAAUUUUUAAAAUAUAUUUACAAAUGCUCGAAUUAUUAAGUGUCGAAUAAAGCUCAGGUAUUUUUUAAAAAUGAUUUUCGAUAAAUCUUUAAAUUAAAAUGUUACUUUCUAAAAAAAAAAAAAGAAAAGAAUCAAAAAAAAUUGUUCAAUUUAUAAUAAAAAAUAAGUUAAUAAAAAUAAAUAAAUAAAUAAUGAAUAAAAUAAUCAAAAUUAUGGUGAAAUUAAAAAAAUUAUCAAAUUAUUAAAUAUUAAAAAAUUUAAUUAUGGGUUGUGAGUUAAAUAAAAAAAAAUAAAACAUCCAAUUUAUUUGCUUGUUAUAAUUUAAAAAUAAAUAAAUAUAUUGUUUACUUUUAUUUGUAUAUAUGAUUUUUAUUUGUUAUUUAAUUAUCAUUAAAUUUUAUGUUUGUAUAAUUAAAUAAAGGGAUAUGUAUGUUUACAUAUUAUCAAUAAAAUUAUUUCCUAUUAAUUGAUGGUAUUUUUUAUUUUUUAAAUAUUAAUUUGCCUCAAAUUCAGCACGUUUACGUUUUUUCAUAAAACUA
Aphidius gifuensis is the source of this 4395-nucleotide messenger RNA. It is a transcript of the gene Hnf4, whose product is annotated as hepatocyte nuclear factor 4-gamma-like. Gene Ontology annotation, cellular component: nucleus. The coding region runs from base 1194 to 2579 and encodes 461 amino acids. The transcript is spliced from 6 exons. The record is from RefSeq and is a predicted model, not a curated record. Gene Ontology annotation, molecular function: RNA polymerase II cis-regulatory region sequence-specific DNA binding; nuclear receptor activity; nuclear steroid receptor activity. Gene Ontology annotation, biological process: anatomical structure development; cell differentiation; regulation of transcription by RNA polymerase II. NCBI's taxonomy places the organism in Eukaryota, Metazoa, Arthropoda, Insecta, Hymenoptera, Braconidae.